Messenger RNA from Jatropha curcas, 2230 nucleotides. Lineage: Eukaryota; Viridiplantae; Streptophyta; Magnoliopsida; Malpighiales; Euphorbiaceae. The record is from RefSeq and is a predicted model, not a curated record.
AUCAUAGGGAGAACGCGUCUCUCUCCCCGAUCAUCCUCUCUCUCUUCCCCUUUCUUCUUCUCUUCUUCUUUUCUCGGAAUGAUCUCAGCCUCUCCUCCAUGCCGGCCAAGGAACGGCGGGUUCCAACCUCCGGACACAACUAGCAGCCUUUUUCCCUUAAGCUGGUCUUCCGUCUUUGCGGCUCAAAUCACCGUCGCACUUGUAAGAGAGGGUGCCGGACAACUUGAUUUCAGUCUCUUCACACUUUGCCUCUGCGAAUCUCUGAAAGCUCCAUUCAGGUUUUGCUCUACCAGCUAGUGUCCAAAAGCCACAUCAAAAUUAAAGCUGUUGAACAAUUUUCUAAAUCACAUGGAAUAAUUUUUAAAAUGCUGCGACGGCGUGACGCGAGCGAGAGAUCUGCCUCUUCUUGGCAAAGUAGAAAUUCGCGACACUUUAUUCCUGUGAAACCAGAAGAAGUUGUAGCACUACUGGGCAAGGCCAUUUGCCCAUAUGAGUUAAGUAAUCUUCCUGCAUCUGUUAUUCCAACUUCAGUUUAAUCCAAAAUGGCAAUGCCGUUGGUAUAUACAUAUGUGUUUGGGUAACGGUUCGGUUCGGUUGGAUGGUUUUGACUCUAAAACCGUAAACAAACUAAAGUUCAGUUUUUUUAAAGUUUUACAAACUAAACCAAACCAACAAUUUUUCAAACCACAGCACGGCUUCCGCUGCCAUCAUCCCACCCACCGAAAACUGCUGCAAGCAAUUCUAAUUUGCAUCCAAUAGAAAACGAAAUUAUGGCUAUUAAUCUAUAAGGAAAGGAUACGUCUCUCGUAUAUCAUUGCUAAACAAUCACUACUUCGCUCCCUCUCUUCCAAAGGACUCCACUAUAUCCUAGCAACAAGGUAGAAAUACAAAUCCUGUGCCCAAUUCCUUUCAUUGUUGUUAUCGACUCGUAUAUUCCGUUUACAUUAGUUGCCAAAAGGCUGUUGAUUUAAUUUUUGUUCUGUAGUUAUCAAAAUUUAGGAAUGUUGGGGUUGAAUUUUUAUUAGUUUUAGAUUUCUGUGGCCGCAGUAGUAAGGUGUUUGAUAAUAUGCCUCAUUGUAACUUUGCUACUAACUACUCCUGUUGGAACUUCUUUUUGAAGGGCAAUAAAGGUUUUCUUUGUUUUUCUGAUUAUUUUGUAGGGUAUUAAGUAAUCUCUUUUAAUAAUUGUUUGUGGCAUUUGGAUUUUUGACAUUGGACAAUAUAAUUUUGAGGAAUCUGAAAUUUGUUUGGCUCCUGUGAUCAUAUAGUUCCUUCUUGUAGUGACGAUGGCACUGAGGUUGGCUAGCCGGAAGUUUGGUAGCAGAUUCUUCCCCAUAUUCUCUUCCACUUCUCAACUGCAUUCACAUGCUACAAGUUUUGGUUUUAAAGAAGUAAGGGAAGAAGAAAAAAGUCAAAUGGUCAGCAAUGUCUUUAGUAAUUGGUGGAAUGUUGCCUCAAAUUAUGAUCUUAUGAAUGAUUUGAUGAGUGGUGGAUUACAUAGAUUGUGGAAGGACAGAUUAGUUUGCAAACUGAAUCCUUUCCCUGGAAUGAAACAUCUUGAUGUGGCCGGUGGGACAGGAGAUGUUGCUUUCAGGAAAUCUGGAAACAGUAAAAUAGUAUCAAAUUACAUAGCACUUCAAGAUCUUUUGAAUGAUAAUUUACAAGAGGAAACUCAGAUAUAUGUAUGUGAAAUCAAUCAAACAUGUCUUUGGAAGACAAAGUCCCUUGUAUGGGUGGAGGGAGACGCUGAAGCCUUGAGUUUUAAGAUUGUUUCAAAUUGGAAUGGUUACACAAUAGCAUUUGGAAUUAGGAACGUUACACAUAUAGAGAAAGUUCUUGCUGAAGCUUAUAGGGUAUUGAAAAGAGGAGGAAGAUUCCUUUGCCUUGAAUUGAGUCAUGUGGAAGUUCCGAUUUUUAAAGACUUGUAUGACUAUUAUUCAUUUUCAAUCAUUCCAGCCGUAGGAGAGCUAGUUGCAGGUGACCAGGAAUCUUAUCAGUACUUAGUGGAGAGCAUUCGUCGUUUUCCAAAUCAGGAAAAUUUUGCUUCAAUGAUAGCAGAUGCUGGGUUUCAGAAAGUUGUGUAUGAAAAUCUUGUUGGGGGAGUAGUAGCCAUUCAUUCUGGGUUGAAGUUUUGAGAGAGUUUAUGGAUUUUAUUUUAAAUUUUUAUUUUCUUUUUUCAUAUUUUGAUUUGCAUGGUCUUAUCAAUUGAUCGUUUGUGUAUGAUUUUUUA